This is a messenger RNA of Bipolaris maydis ATCC 48331, 1062 nucleotides long. RefSeq names its product D-isomer specific 2-hydroxyacid dehydrogenase. NCBI's taxonomy places the organism in Eukaryota, Fungi, Ascomycota, Dothideomycetes, Pleosporales, Pleosporaceae. The record is from RefSeq and is a predicted model, not a curated record. Gene Ontology annotation, molecular function: oxidoreductase activity, acting on the CH-OH group of donors, NAD or NADP as acceptor; NAD binding.
AUGUUCGACAAGACAAAGAGCUUCGCCCACAAACCAAAGGUCUUGUACCUUGGUCUUCCCAAACAUCAGUCUAGUAGGAUUCGCGACCAAUAUACUGAACUGUUCGACAUCGAUUUUCUUGAUGUGUCAACCAGAGCAGAGGCACUCGAAGGCAUACCCAAGAUAGUGGCCUCCCGCGGUCCAUACCAGGCUUUAGUCUGCCGACUUGGACCUCAGCCUUACGAGCCCUUCGACGCCCAACUUCUAAGCCCUCUCCUACCAGAUCUCCGCAUCGUGGUGUCGGCCCAGCGAGGCUUCGACGACUUCCACGUCGACUGGAUGACGACACAGGGCAUCUGGUUCUGCAACACCAAACACGCUACCGUCGACGCCACUGCCGAAAUGGCUCUUUUCCUCACAAUGGCUGUAGUCCGUAACACAAAUCACGCAGAACGGAGUCUGCGCUCGGGACGGUGGAGAGACCGUCUACCUCUGUCACGGGAUCUGAGAUCCAUCACUUUGGGCAUCGUGGGAAUGGGCAGUAUAGGAAUGUCUCUCGCACAUAAGGCUACAGCGUUGGGCAUGCAGGUUAGGUAUCACAGCAGGAACGGUAAAGCGGUGCAAAAUAGAGCCCCCGCUGGUUCAGUGCACUGCGCGACUCUGAACGAGCUCCUGCAGACUUCGGAUGUUGUCUCACUUCAUUGUCCGCUAGAUCAAAGUACCUGGCAUCUGAUCAGCGACAAACAGUUCCUGUUGAUGAAAGACGGCUCAUAUGUUAUCAACACUGCUCGGGGUGCUAUCGUAGACAACCAGGCGCUGAUUCGAGCUUUGGAGAGUGGCAAACUGGCUGGAGCGGGACUAGACGUGUUUGAGAACGAGCCGACAGGCAUCGACCCAUACUUUCUGGAGAGCGAUAAGGUGGUUCCUAUUCCGCACAUGGGCGGACUGACGGAAGGUUCAUUCGAACUAGCCGAGCAAGAGUGUUUGGAUAACGUGCAGGAAUAUUUCACAAAGGGACGACCGUGUACACCACUCAACUGUGUCGAUGAGCCGGUGCACAGCGUCGUUCAUGCUGUACUUUGA